UAAGUAGCAGCUCAGCUCAGUGUCAGUUUGGAGCAAUUUCUAUUAUUAUUUUUUUCUCAAAAUUUGGAAACAAAAACGUUCGCUAAUUUGUAUGUAAAUAAACCGAAUGACCGAAGUUUGUGGAAAUUAUUUUGUCGGUAACGCUGAUUCUCCCUUUAAUAUUCGCAACCCGAGUUCUAAUGUUAACUGUGUGUUAAUUAUAAAAUCAUUAAAAUAUCGAAUGUGCCCACAUACAUACAUAAAGUUAACCAAUUUAAAAUUAAUUUUGAAUACAAAGAUAUCAACGAUGGAAAACCUACAUUAUGAGAAGAUUGAUACCAUUUUAUUUAAACAACUUUAAGGUACGUGUACACAUACUUGCAUUUCACCAGUUUACUAAAAGGGGAUUCAAUUUAAGGAAGACGGGUUUGGUUUACUUCUAAACCCAAUAAGAAAGUAAAUACAACACAUAAAAGACAAGAAAUCUUUUAAAAAGACUCAAGAUGCGGACAACGAACUUUGCUUACCGCACUGCGAUAGCGUUAGCUACAAUUGCUUGUUUUGCUUGCUUGCUGCCCACAGCCUACGGACGCAUGGCAUUCGAAAAGCUAACAGACUUCGAUUUUGCCGGCACGUCAUACUUUAGUGUGAAAAACCUGUCACUAUACGAAUGUCAGGGUUGGUGUCGCGAAGAACCGGAUUGUCAAGCAGCAGCAUUUAGUUUCGUUGUGAAUCCACUGUCACCAUCACAAGAAACACAUUGCCAGCUGCAGAAUGAUUCGAGUGCACACAAUCCGUCAGCUGUGCCACAAAGGUCAGCUAACAUGUACUACAUGGUAAAGUUGCAGUUGCGCAGUGAGAAUGUUUGUUUAAGACCAUGGUCUUUCGAACGUGUUCCGAAUAAAAUUAUUCGUGGUCUCGAUAAUGCCCUGAUCUAUACAAGCACAAAAGAAGCUUGCCUAUCGGCUUGUUUGAAUGAGAAGCGAUUCGUCUGCCGGUCAGUUGAGUAUGACUACAACAACAUGAAGUGCGUGCUUAGUGAUUCGGACAGACGAAGCAGUGGACCAUUCAUUCAGUUGGUUGAUGCUCAGGGAACUGAUUACUUUGAGAACUUAUGUCUGAAACCCCAACAAGCUUGUAAGAAUAGUCGACAGUUUGCAAAUGCUCGUAUGGGAGUGUCUGAUGAAAAAGUUGCUCAAUAUGUUGGCUUGCACUAUUACACUGACAAGGAGUUGCAAGUGACAUCUGAGUCUGCGUGUCGACUUGCCUGCGAGAUUGAAACUGAGUUCCUUUGCCGAUCAUUUUUGUACCUUGGCCAACCACAGGGUUCCCAAUACAAUUGUAGACUUUACCACUUAGAUCACAAGACUCUGCCUGAUGGACCGUCAACAUAUUUGAAUGGGGAACGUCCUUUGAUCGAUCAUGGUGAACCAAUCGGACAAUAUUUUGAGAAUCAAUGUGAAAAAGCACCAGCAGUAGCUCCGGGCACGCCACCACAAGAUAACACUCUCCCGGUCAGCAUUGAUGCAACCGAAGAUCCAAACCUCAAUAACUUGACAAGAACUGAUGUGAAUUGUGAUAAGACUGGAACUUGUUAUGAUGUAUCGGUUCACUGCAAAGACACACGAAUUGCUGUUCAAGUUCGUACAAACAAGCCAUUCAAUGGACGUAUUUAUGCUUUAGGACGAUCAGAGACAUGUAAUAUUGACGUCAUCAAUUCAGAUGCAUUUAGGUUAGAUUUGACGAUGGCUGGACAGGAUUGUAAUACCCAAAGUGUGACUGGUGUAUAUUCGAAUACAGUUGUUCUUCAACAUCACAGUGUUGUUAUGACUAAAGCUGAUAAAAUAUACAAAGUCAAAUGCACAUAUGACAUGAGUUCCAAGAACAUCACAUUCGGAAUGAUGCCAAUCCGUGAUCCAGAAAUGAUUCACAUCAACUCAUCGCCAGAAGCUCCACCACCAAGAAUUCGUAUUCUCGAUACUAGACAACGUGAAGUCGAGACUGUACGUAUCGGAGAUCGUCUCAUGUUCCGUAUUGAAAUUCCUGAAGACACUCCCUAUGGAAUUUACGCACGAUCGUGUAUUGCCAUGGCCAAGGAUGCCCGUACCAGUUUCAAAAUCAUCGAUGAUGAUGGUUGUCCAACUGAUCCAACAAUAUUCCCUGGAUUCACUGCUGAUGGCAAUGCUCUUUUGUCAACUUACGAAGCCUUCCGAUUUACUGAGAGUUACGGUGUGAUUUUCCAAUGUAAUGUCAAGUAUUGUUUGGGACCUUGUGAGCCCGCUGUUUGUGAAUGGAAUAUGGAAUCAUUUGAAUCACUGGGCAGGAGAAGGCGUCGUUCUAUUGAAAGUAACGAAACCAAAGAAGCCGAUGAUGAUAUGAAUAUUUCACAAGAAAUUCUGGUCCUUGAUUUUGGAGAUGAGAAACGAGAAUUUUUCAAGGCGGAUCCAAGUACCGAUUUCGCCAAAGAUAAGACUGUCACAAUAAUCGAGCCAUGUCCAACAAAGACGUCCGUCCUAGCUCUUGCCGUUACAUGUGCCCUAAUGAUCCUGCUUUACAUUUCAACUCUUUUCUGUUAUUAUAUGAAAAAAUGGAUGCAACCACAUAAGAUUGUUGCCUAA
This is a messenger RNA of Episyrphus balteatus (marmalade hoverfly), 2597 nucleotides long. RefSeq lists its product as uncharacterized. The transcript has 9 exons. The record is from RefSeq and is a predicted model, not a curated record. NCBI's taxonomy places the organism in Eukaryota, Metazoa, Arthropoda, Insecta, Diptera, Syrphidae. The coding region runs from base 483 to 2597 and encodes 704 amino acids.